Kogia breviceps (pygmy sperm whale) is the source of this 550-nucleotide messenger RNA. It is a transcript of the gene MTCP1, whose product is annotated as mature T cell proliferation 1. NCBI's taxonomy places the organism in Eukaryota, Metazoa, Chordata, Mammalia, Artiodactyla, Physeteridae. Gene Ontology annotation, biological process: positive regulation of peptidyl-serine phosphorylation. Gene Ontology annotation, molecular function: protein serine/threonine kinase activator activity. The record is from RefSeq and is a predicted model, not a curated record.
UGGCUUGAGUGGCCCGGGGUGGGUGACCUGAAGUUGUAGCCUCGCUGCUCUCGAGGCGGAUAAUUAGCCCAAGAAACACUAUAUUCAUGCUUAGGUGGAGAAAAGCAGGGCUAGAAUUGGAAUCCAAAGCCCAGGAUGGCAGGAGAGGAUGUGGGGGCUCCACCCGAUCACCUCUGGGUUCACCAAGAGGGUAUCUACCGCGACGAACACCAGCGCACGUGGGUGGCCGUCCUGGAAGAGGAGACGAGUUUCCUAAGGGCACGAGUUCAGCAAGUUCAGGUUCCUUUAGGUGACGCAGCCAGGCCAAGUCACCUUCUCACCUCCCAGCUACCUCUCAUGUGGCAACUCUACCCCGAGGAGCGCUACAUGGAUAACAACUCUCGCUUGUGGCAGAUCCAGCAUCAUUUAAUGGUCAGGGGAGUACAGGAGCUGUUGCUUAAGCUUUUGCCUGAUGAUUAAUCUGGUGCUGGGAUUCUAGGAAGAUAUGCCCCUCUGUUCUGUUCAGUAUAUGGCAAUCACGUCAUCCACCACUGCAGUGCACCCACCUGUG